Epinephelus fuscoguttatus (brown-marbled grouper) is the source of this 8492-nucleotide messenger RNA. RefSeq names its product platelet derived growth factor d (gene pdgfd). Gene Ontology annotation, cellular component: membrane. NCBI's taxonomy places the organism in Eukaryota, Metazoa, Chordata, Actinopteri, Perciformes, Serranidae. The record is from RefSeq and is a predicted model, not a curated record. The coding region runs from base 486 to 1409 and encodes 307 amino acids. Gene Ontology annotation, biological process: positive regulation of ERK1 and ERK2 cascade; positive regulation of phosphatidylinositol 3-kinase/protein kinase B signal transduction; platelet-derived growth factor receptor signaling pathway. The transcript has 6 exons. Gene Ontology annotation, molecular function: platelet-derived growth factor receptor binding; growth factor activity.
UUGGCAAAGUUUGACGUGCCGGCUCUCAUAGCUCAGACGCGCCUGAUAGAAAGCAGUAAACUAUGCGAGAUAUGUCUCAGUGACUGAACAGAAUUUAUCCUCUCCGCAGCGAUAAGAAGUUCGGCGCCUGUGAGCUCCUGUGUGACCGUGAACGCAACUAUAUCACCCUCCACCUGCACUUAAUUGUUUCGGAGUUUUGCUCUCGGUGUCUGUGGGGCGCGUAACUUCCAGUAGAGGACAAGCACUGGGAUUUUGGGGCACUCCGGCACAGGACGGGACAUCGUGUGCGCCAGGCGUCAGGCAGAGGAGUCAACAAGUGGCUCUCAUUUGCGGGAAGAGGAGGGAGAUUAUGAAAGAGUCAAGUUGCUAAAUGGAAAGUUAGUUUGGACUUUCUCAGUCGGUAUUUAAAGUCAGUGAUAGUUUGUUUGAGCCUUUGGAAGGUUACGCGGACAGAGUUUUUAAGUGUUUACGCAUUUGUUAUCAGCAUGAGUGGACCGGUGGUUUUCCAGAUGUGGAUGGUUUUAUUGUUGGGGACUAUAACAGGGGUCGCGAGGGCUCAGGUCUCUACUGCCAAAGUGAUGAGGGGCAACAUCAGGAGAGACGACAGCAAUCGCCUCACCACAGACUUGUACCGCAAGGAGGAAAACAUCACAGUCACGCCCGUGGGUGGAGCCAUCCACAGCCCACGCUACCCCAACGCUUACCCCCGCAAUCUGCUGUUGUCAUGGAAACUGCUGUCGCCACCAGGGAGCCGCAUUCACCUGGAGUUUGACGGACACUUCGGUCUGGAGGAGGCUGAGAAUGGAGUGUGCAGGUAUGACUUUGUGGAAGUGGAGGACCAAUCCGAGACCAGCACUAUAAUUUGGGGUCGCUGGUGUGGGCAGAAGGCACCGCCUAGUCUCAACUCCAAAACCAACCUGCUCAGAGUCACCUUCAAGUCUGACGAUUACUUUGUUGCAAAGCCAGGAUUCAAAGUCUACUACUCACUGCUGUACGACUCUCCUCUGCCUGCAUCCAACACCAACUGGGAGGCUGUCACCAUGCCCAUGUCGGACAGUGUUGUAGGGCAGAUGCCAGUCACAGUCACACAGGUUCCGUUCUCACUGGAGGAUUUGGACCGGACCAUAGCUGCCUUUGACACUGUGGAACAGCUCUUCAGAUCCCUGAGCCCAGACACCUGGAGACAGGACCUGGACAGCAUCUACACUCAAACACACAUACAUUACAGAUCCAGGGCCUAUCACCUGGCAAGCAGACAUAAUAAAGGCACCCAGUCCAUUGCCACACUCGCUGGUCUCUCUCUUGGCAGUCGGAGUACGUGUCCAGCCAUUCUUCUUCUCCUGUCAGAGACCAUGUCAGACAGCAGUGACAGUGACACCCUGCCCUUCUCAUCACCUCGUCGUUGGUGAUGUGGUCUUGCCAUGAGAUCCUCAAGAUGGUUCUGAGGCAUCGUAGGUGGAAGACAUCCAACAUGUUGGUAAUGCUGGCAGUCCUCAUCCACGUCUCACAGGCGUAGGUCCCUGUUGGAAUGACCACUGACAUAUACAGGUGUGGCUUGAUGGCCGUAGUGAUAGCUUUGGACGACCAUACGUUGCGGAGCCGAUGGAACACUCCUGCAGCUUUGCCGAUUCUCAAAUCAGAGAAUCGAGAAUCAGUAAUUACAGAUGUCCUCUGAUUUCUAUCCAGCCCUUUCUAUCUUCCAAUGACUUUGGGAAUUUUGGUGUGUUCACUAUAAAAUUACAAAUACCCUACCUGUAUUUUGGGGUUUUCAUGCAACACAUACUUUUCCAGUUGAAGCUCUUGUUUAAAUUCUGCAUAAAUAUCAUACCAUGUCAUGAUUUGGUACCCGCUCCUUUACAUCAAGCUCUGAACUACCUUGGGAGGCAUAAACAAACAUUACAAAUGAGAGACACUUGUCAUGACUCUUGACAUCCUCACAAUUCUGUCAUCAACUGUCACUUGUUAAAAAACUGGCUGCUUUUCUCUUAAAUAAAAACAGAAAUGAUGGGUUCUCUGUCACCUGUACUGUUCACAUUUGAAGGAGAUGCAGGGGAAGAAAAUGAUUUGGCUGUGAGCAAAGGUUUGUCAGGCAUAGCAGAAUGCUGGGUGUGUACUGCAGUCCGACUGCGUAUGAUGAGAUGAUUUUUUAAAUGCUUAAUAGUUUGUGUUACACCAUAUAAUAGUAAGUUAAGGCAGUUGUUAUUGUGUCUGUGGUCAAAUGAAGAAUCACAUUUUGUCCCGUUUAUCAUUACAGACAUAAUUCUUAGAUGCCAAAUGUGCUAAAGAAAAAUAACUAUUGCAUUCCCUCAUGGUAUAAAUGGCUUGGAUAUUUGAAAAUAAGCCUAAUUUGCUAUAUUCUGGGGGAAAAAAAUAUACCUUGCAUUAAAUACAUUAUUUUUUAUUCAUAUUCCAUGAAGUCUCUGAGGCUGUUGUUGUUUGUUUAAACAUGACACAGGCACUGUUUGGAUCAGUUGUCCUCGUUUAACCUGUUUAUACUCACACAAAUGCAGACAUAAUCCACAUAAUCCACUUUUCAUUUAGUCAACUGUAUUAGGAUGUGCACACAGCAACUGUCUCUAUGACAGAGUGCAGGGAUCUUGGAGGAGCAUGCAAACACAGAUACAACACCUCACACAGAAGCACGCUCAUCCAUUUCUUUUCUAUACGCCUGUUAUAUCUAAUCUUAGGUCAUACAUAAAUGCAUACUGUAAAAGUGGGCAAUUUUACCACUUAGAUGGAACCACGAUCAAUGUCGUCAAUAUAAAUGGUGCACCUUCUCCUUUUAUCUCUAUUUUUAUAUUGCCAAAGCAAAUGAUUAUAUCUCCUGCUCAUCUCUCUGCAUUGUUGUCUGGGCUUCCCACAUGCUUUGUGUUAUGAAUGGACCCACCCCCCCCACAGCAAAGACUUCUUUUUGUAAACAAUUGCUUAUUGAUUAUCAAUGCCAUUUGGCUUCCCUGACCCCACUGCACUUCCCUUUCUCUCUCACAUAUUGCACAUCAAGCAAAUUUGUCACUGUUAUACUAAUACGGAGGACAUGAGAGUUCUGGGCAGUUUCUUUUGCAUGACUGAUUUUUAUUGUUGCAGCAAAACUCAAAAACAAGCCAAUUCAAGCCAAUCUCGCCAAGUAGUUGCCGUAGUUCACUGCAAAUAUCGAUCUUGACAAGUCCUCUGUUCUUGUGUUUGGUAGUAAAAGCCAUUGCAUUUCAACAAAGUGAAAAAUCUAGUAAGAAAAUCUAAUUCAUCUUCACUGCAAAUGUUUAAGAAUAUUUCACUUGUUUCAAGAAAGUUUAUCCCAUUUCACACUCUGAUUGGCUCUGUGGGGUUUAUAGAUUCAAAAAAAGAAUACAAAAAAAACAAAUCCACUUUGUGUUGGCUGUAGAAAUGGCCCUUAUAUCCAAACAAUGCUUCUACUUUCUUUCAGUUUCAUAAUGGCAGAUGCUCCUCACACCAUUCGCUCGUUCAUCUUUUCCAUCUGGGAGCCAAGCAAGCUGGAGAGAGUGUACAGGAUUUGGGUAGUCAUAUACUCAUUCUAAUAGCUCCUCAAUGGUGAACAGAGCAGUGAUAUUCAAAUGAAAAAGGAACUGGCGAUGCUGUUAUUUUAACCCAAGUUGUAUGGAGACCCAGUGCAAUAAGGAGAUGCCAGCCACUUAAUGGCACCCUGAAUGGCGUCAGACUGGUUAAUAGCAUCCUGUGUGUAUAGGCUACGUUCACCAUCACCGCCUAAAGGACAAGCUCAACCCAUUACUCUUGGCUGCUUUCUGUGUGACAGAGGACAGUCACAUGCUACCAUAAAGGUGAAUGCAUCAGCAAUAUCUUCUCAUCAUGUUGCUGUUGCUAUGAGGUUGUUCAGUCGCCCUCUCCUUCAGUGGUUUCUGCAGGUAGUAAAGUGCCAGACUGUUGUCCUCCCAUGGUGCUCAAGGCUCUCUUCUGAACCUUUUGAGACCAUUAAAGUUCGGGGAGGUAAUUUCAUUUUGGCGUCAUUGGGUAAAAAUCCCAUAAUAAGCAUAUUGUAAUUCACGUGGUCUGAGAGAACACUCGAACACUGUUUUCAGGCUUUAUAAAAUCUUCCCAGUGACGGGAGAGCCUGGCCAAUCACAGGUCAUUCUCAGAAAGAAUAGCUGUCAAUCAUGGUGCGUGAACAAAUAUGAAUAAGGAUUCUGUUACUGCAUUGACUGUUUGUUGUCUUAAGUAUUUCCAGAAACAUAUUUUAGUGUACUGUUUAGCUGCCUGCAUUCAUUUUACAUAACCGGGUGGGUGAGAGGCAGGGUACACCCUGGACAGGUCGCUAGACUAUAGCAGGGCUGACACAUAGAGACAGACAACUAUUCAGUCACAUUCACACCUACGGACAAUUUAGAGUCACCAAUUAACCUGCAUGUCUUUGGACUGUUGGAGGAAGCUGGAGUACCUGGAGAAAACCCACGCUGACAUGGGGAGAACAUGCAAACUCCGCACAGAAGGACACCUCCACCCCAGGAACCAAGAACCGUCUUACUGUGAGGCGACAUUGCUAACCACUGCACCACCAUGUUGCCCAUGGUUGUCGUCAUGAUUUCUGCAAAUGCCAUUAGGAGCACUUAAAGGAGGCAAAGGAUUUUUAUUUUUUUUCAUAGAUUAUCUGCCUCAUGUACUACUAUCAGGAUAUAGUGACAUUAGUCAAAAAAAUAGUUACCUAGUGUAGCUUUGAGGGAAUGUCCUUGAAGGUAUACCGUGCAAGAUUGUCAGUUACUGUUUGUAAACAUGCGCUAGCAAAAAUAAAAUUAAAAGCCAACUUCAGAUUCUCUGUCUUUUGGCAUUUUGCCUUGCUAUAUUUGUAUUUUUUGGCGCUGUGUCUCUUGGAUGCCAGCUACUUACAGUCUCGCACCUGGUCGCCACCUAUUGAUAAAGCUCAUCUCCUCAUCUCAUCUUGUAGGGGUACACAUUUAUUAAUGUCCUGAGCCCAGAAAAUAAAAAAUAAAAUAAGGAAAUAUAGCAGAGUUUCUGCUUAAAAAUACACUGCCACACACUUCUAUUAGGUCACAAGUGAUGAUUGAGGGUUGGUUCUGUAUGAGUCUAUAGCUUGUUUUUUAGGAAAAUCCUACAAAUUAUAUCUUUAACAUUUUAUACACUUUUUUAUUAGCUUAGUAAAGAAAUAAAACAAGACAACACAAAUAGCUUGAAUCAGUUCUGCUUAUUACACCGUCUAUGAUUAGCUGUUUGGGGGGGGGAAAUGUAAUUAAGAGCCAAAUAUGCAACAGCUCAUGUUGACUGAUGGAUCAUGUCUCACAAUCCUCUAAUUUAAUGUUGUGUUUUUUUUAAAUAUCCAAACUAAUCCAGUUUACUGUGACAUAUAUGUGGCACACACCUGCUGUGUUAUAAUGUCAAUCAAGCUGUUUUGAGGCAGGCCUUGCCUUCCCAUCCCCCAGUGCAGAGGGGUCCUUGAGGGCGCCUCUCAGGGCAAAUCUAUACAGCCUAUUAACAGAAUGAAUAGGCUUCUGGAAUAAUUAUUUUUCCUCCAUGAUGUAAAAGAGCAACUGCAGUGUGUUAAACAAUGGUGUGUGUUUUCACAUAAAUGGUGCCUCAUUAUUGGAAUUCACACACAAGUCACAACUGAGUAGUAACAACAUGUUUUUCCAGGUUUUCCACUUGAGAGACAGAGAGGCCUUUUAUUAUCAAAGUGGCUAUUGGUAGUUACAGACAGCUAUUAUGGGGAAAAGACAAGGGCAAACAUGCUGUAUAUAGAACUUUAUAGGGCUCCAUUUGCUAACAUGCAAACGUUUUUUCUUUUCCAACCAACAGAUGAAACUAAACUGCACUGCACAAGUGAAAUCAACUCACCUCAUUGAGAGUGUAGGGUUUAAAAUUUGUAUCCAGUGUAGACUGACUCAGAUGUAAGAGUCUAGUAUUAAAGGAGCUGUUGACAACAGUCAGAGCAUUAAUAUAGCAGCAAACAACUACUUGCUAUGUAAAGUUAUAGUGUAGCAAUUGCAUCCUGAGCAGAGAAUGAAGUCACACUCCCUCUGCCUGUUGUAAUCAGAGCUUCCCUGUCUUUGUUGUGGUAGACGGUUCGGCCACAUGUGCAUGCGAGUCCCUGUGUGUGUAUCCAACUGGCUGGCUAAUCACAGCUGCCCUGCACUGCACUGGAACAGUGGUUACCAUAGGUAUGAGGACGCCACCAUUGCUGAAGUGAAGCACCAGCACUCCGAUAUCUCCCAGCUAUCGAUGCUAACAACGUUAGCUUUGUCAGCACCGUUGCUAUUGUUAAGCGCUGUUUAUUGAGUUGAGUUGCUGGCUGCCGACUCGGCCACCUUCAUGUUAAGAACAAGCCCCCAGGGACAGCGCCACAUUUUGAAGCCAAUUUUACAUAGUGGCCAAAUGUGGAACUAUAAUGGCUGUGUCCAUCACGUGUUGACAUGGACACGUUCCCAUAGACUUACACUGUGAAAGAGAUGUCUGUAAAUCAGUGGAUUCUCUCUGAGCAUCACAAACCCCACCAUCAGGUUUGGUCCAUGCAGUCCAAUAACACUUUGAAAGUUUGGAGAGCUGCAAAAUGGAUUAUUAUUAUUAUUAGUAGUAGUGGUGGUAUUUUUUAGGAUUUUUUGGGGUGUUUUUGCAUUUAUUGAUAGGAGAGCCACAGAUUGACAAGAAAGGUGUGAGAGAGUGGACUGCUGCAAAGGACUAGGGUUGCAACCGUAUGAGAUUUACUAUAGCAAUUUCACGGUGUGGUGGUAUUACAGAUAUUUUUAUUAUAAUAAGUCAAAAUAACCCUUAAAGCAAUGAAACUGAAGGGUUAUUUUUGGUUGAAAAAAACUUUACUGAAAUGAAAGUUUAAUGAAAGUUCAUGUAACAGUAAUAAAGUUGAGACUGACCGCUGCAACCCUACUUGAUUUUUUUUAAAUUAAAGUUUGUGUAAAAAGUCUCCCUUUUGAAAAUAACAAAAGUUGAGAAGCUCUGCCCAGUUGCAUUUUUUCAAUGUCAUAGAUAAGCAAAUGUACACAGUAUGAUAACCGUCAAUUUUAAUAUCACUGUAUACCUUAAAACCAGUUGUACCAGUUGUUACCGCUGUAACCCUACAAAGGACUCAGCUUUAGGGGCACACUAUACCAGGUGAGCUAAAGGUGACCCCACCACUCAGCCGCUGUAAGUCUCUAGCACACUUGCUGUAUGGAUCCAACAAUGCAGAAGAUCCCAGUAUUUCAUACUGCUGAAAUUGAUCUCUUGAGCUUCAUGCACAACUGAGCAACUUUCACAGCAACAAUCAAGGCUUGCCUCCAAUGCUUAUACAUUCAUUGUUGAGAACAGUGUGCAGACUAUCCUGCCCCAGACUGUGAAUCACAUAUAUGCAUGAAUGUUGCAUAGCACUCUUUCAAAGUAAAGCACAAUCACUGGUUCAAUGGCCUUGUGUAAUUUCCACCUACUGUAUGGACAAUGUGGUGAUGAUUAUGCUGCUGAGCACCUCACUGAAGAGAGCAGUCAAUCUGCAGCUGAUUGUUGCUCUUCUUUCUUUUCUGUUCCGCCUCUUAUGAUAUUUCUUCUUUUUUUAAAUAUUCUGUUUCAUGUGACCCUCAAACCACCUGAUGCCUCUCUGGACUGCAGAUUAUGAACAAUGUAAAGUGCUCCUACUUAACUCCACCAAGAACACAUUCUUGGCUUCCUUCACUCUUACAUUUAUCCCUCACAAAAAAUCCAUACAAAUGCUUGAGAUGGUUGUUAUGGUUCUCUCUUUAAGCACAAUAAAUAUCUUUGCCAUACAACAAUUCAACCACCUCAAAUUAAUGCUCACCUGCUACAGUUGCCUCUAUGUGCUGAGCAGCAAUGUGCACUUGUGUCAUUCAGCUAGCAGUCUCAAAUGCCAAUCCUUGUGAAACACCUAGUGAUAGUUAGUUUUUAAUCAAGCUCCUGCUUCUGGAGCUCCUAGUUUUCCCCCCGGACGAGCACUUCAGUCCCUUAUUUCUCAUCAGCCUUUCCCAUAAUCCCUUUGGUUCUCUUGAAAUUAGUUUUGAACCAUUGCAGAAGGCCAAUGAACAAAAGAUCCAAUGUGCACAAACAAGGUGAUUUUCUCCAAAGUGAUGACAUGAAGAAAGACUGCAGUCAAUACAUUCAAUCUGCAAUCAAUUAAUAGCUCCUGCUUGCUCUUCUGGCCCGUGUUCUCUCUUUCUGCAUCUUUGUGUUUCUCUUUCUCCCACUCAUCUCUCCAUCUGUUCCUCUGCAGUCAAUUGUUGUUGCAAUUGUACUUAUAUCUAAUAGUCCCUCUCCGCCUUUCAACCCUUUUCAUUCAAUCAAUGCAGAGCAUAUUUUUAGUGUGAAUUACAGCGACUUUACCUCCCUCUCCAAAUUCAUUCUUCCGUCUCUGUCUCCAGCACGUCACUCAUUUGUAAUAACAGUACGAAGCAACAAUAAAUCAAAAUGUCUUUUUGUCCCUCUCACCCUUCCCUCAGCGCAGUCCAAAAAUCACCAGAGCAGAAAAGAAACAUGAAUACAACAAAAAUUUAACUAACAUCUAUCUGCUCUUC